Molecule: messenger RNA, 983 nt
Organism: Chaetomium fimeti
Lineage: Eukaryota; Fungi; Ascomycota; Sordariomycetes; Sordariales; Chaetomiaceae
Product: Plectin/S10 domain-containing protein
Exons: 4
Coding region: 107-616 (169 amino acids)
Cellular component (GO): cytosolic small ribosomal subunit
Molecular function (GO): structural constituent of ribosome; RNA binding
Source: RefSeq, a predicted model, not a curated record
CCACAAAUCACUGCGAUCUUGAAUUUUGAAGAGCUCGACUCCCCAUCGCCGACACUUUCACCGACCAAGAUCCAUCAAUUGUGUCGACAUCGGUCUAGUCGCCAAGAUGCUUAUUCCCAAGGCUGAUCGCAAGGCGAUCCAUGAGUACCUCUUCCGUGAGGGCGUCAUGGUCGCGGCAAAGAACUAUGAGACCACCCACGAGACCGGCAUCCGCAACCUCUUCGUCAUCAAGGCUUGCCAGUCCCUGACCUCGCGUGGCUACGUCAAGACCCAGUUCUCGUGGCAAUACUACUACUACACCCUGACCCCCGAGGGUCUCGACUACCUCCGGGAGUGGCUGCACCUCCCCGCCGAGAUUGUCCCGGCUACCCACAUCAAGCAGCAGCGGUCCCACGCCCCGCCCCGCGGUAUGCUGGGCGAGGAGCGCGGUGAGCGGAGGUUCGGUGGUGGCCGUGGCCGUGGUGGUGACCGUGGUGACCGUGAGGGCGGCUACAGGCGCCGGGAUGCUGGCGAGGGCAAGGAGGGUGGUGCGCCGAGCGACUUUGCUCCCCAGUUCCGUGGCGGUUUCGGCCGUGGCCGUGGUGGCGGCCGUGGUGAGGAGGCCCCUCCCUCGUAAGCGGAUGGCGGAUAAUCUCUCUAUCUCUUGGGUUGCCAGCAACGGCAUAACGGCAUGGCACGACAUGUACUCUACGUCUCAGAGAGUAAUAGGGUCGACCGGCAAUGCACCUACUCGCCAGGACCGUGAGUGGUUUGCGCGUGGAGUUGGUGGUUAGAGAUCAUUCGGAAAACUUCUGCAUUCAGGGUCAUCAUUUACGGUCAAUACGAUUUUUACUCGCACUCGAUUGCUCGUAGUACUUACUGUCGACCGGCCGGUCGCGGGAAUUGAUGAGUUUACGAACAAUCCGAGGGGAGCUUUUUAUCGUUCAGCUGAAGGCACUCGGCCGGUUCCGGAAUGUAGCGAAUCGAGUCGAUGUUGAUACUGA